Messenger RNA from Camelina sativa (false flax), 2818 nucleotides. RefSeq lists its product as uncharacterized. The record is from RefSeq and is a predicted model, not a curated record. NCBI's taxonomy places the organism in Eukaryota, Viridiplantae, Streptophyta, Magnoliopsida, Brassicales, Brassicaceae.
UUUCUCUCUCUUCUUCUUCUCACCACAAAGCUCUUCCCUUUUGUGUUUCUUUACCACUCUCUGAUCCUCGCAACAUCUUAAAAGAGGUCAAUUCCAGAAAAACUUGAGCUUCCUCGUUGUUAAUUCCGUCGAAAUCUGCAACUUUUCAUCCUAAUUGUGAAUACCCAUUCCCCCCCAAGUUUCGCAAUUUGUUUGUUUAAAAAGAUCCAUCUUUGAGCUGCAGCCCAGAUAGUUUCAAUGGAGAAACAGAGAGAGGAGAGUGAGUUUGUUGGUGAUUCCAUGGAGGAGGAAGAAGAAGCUGGUAAGGGAUUAGGUUUAUCUUCUAAAACUGAAACCCUAGAUGAUGGUGAGGAUACAAACAACACGGUACAGGUUUCGGAUUCAGAUGUAGAUAAUUUGGUUUCUGAUGUGAAAGCUGAUGAUGAUGAUGAUGAUGAUGAUGUUGAGGAGACUAAAGAUAGCGUUGGUGACGAUGUUGCACUGACUGAUGCUGCUAUUGAUGGAGAUGCUGAGGUGGAGAUGAAUGGUGAGACGGCUGCUAAGUCUCAAAUUAAGAGUGCAGGAGAAGGGGAAAGUGUAAUCUCUGGUGUGAAUGAGGUAACUGCUGAUGACAAUGCAAGGUUUGAAGUUGAGGAUAAUGGUGAUGUGCACACUACUGAAAAGUCCCAGCUAACUUCAGUAGAUGCUGCCGAGAUGCUUUCUGUUGCUGAAAAGAAGUCUGCCCAAGAGAAGCAAUCCACAAACAAUAUCAAAGAGGGUGUUGAUAGCAAACAAGAAAAUGAAGAGAAUGUGGGAUCAGAGACUAAAGAUACUGUUUUGGAAGUUGGUUCUGCUGCUGAAGUUAAUAAUGAAGGAUUAAUAACCAAUGAAGAAGAAAAAGGAGAAGCCAUGGAGAUUGAUUAUGCGGCAGAGGAACAGGUUGAAGAUGAUGUUAAAGUAGGUGAAGCUUUGGAUAUUCCUCCAGUUGCUGAAGCUGUUGUGGUAACUGAAAUGGCAAUUGACGAACCGAAAGAUAAUGCUGAUAUGGCCACCGAAACAAUCGUAUCUACUGAUUUAGCAAACCCAAACAGUCCCUCUGAUGAUGCUGCUCCAGGUGAAGUUGAACCGUUGGAUCAUAAUGCUCUUUUUGAUCCAACUUCUGAUAUUACCAACUUUAUUGAUUUCAGUGGUGUAUCAUCUUGGUCAGGGAAUAUACAAGACCUUAAAACUGACACCAGGAAUGUAUCUUUCAAAGAGGAUAAGAAAGCUGCCACGGUUGCUAUUGAAAAUGGAUCGAGUGAAGCACCUGUUGCUUCUGGAGCACAAUCUCCAGCUGCUGCUACAGAUUGUUCAAAAGAGGCCUCUGAUGCAAUUUUGGGAUCUGGAGAAAGUAAAGAUCAUGAAUGCUUGGAUACGAAAACGACAGAUCAACAAGAUACAGUGAGAGAGGAAGAGGACAUCAUAACUCAUGAAUCCCAAAGUAUUGAUCCAAACCGAAAGGAAGAUACAGGGAUGGAAGAAGAUCCCAGUAAUUCUGAUUUUGCUGAUGAUGAAGCUGGUUCUGAUGUUAAGACCAAUGGUGUGAAACGAAAGGCUGAUGUCCUGAGUGAGGAUUCACCAGGAGAAGGCACGAAGACUGUCUCCUUGGCAAAGGUGUCUUUUGCAGAAAGGCCCUCCUUUAAGAUUGGUGCAUGCAUAGCCAGAGCUGCUAGUCAGAUGACAGGAUCUUCUUUAGUUUUGAAGGGUGGUAGUAACUGUGAUGAUGAAACUCUCUCUGUUGAGAGUUUUGUGUCCCAGCUUCACUGUGCAGCAACAGACCCUGACAAAGAGAACGUUGUAUCUGAAAUUGCUGCUGGCUUUUUCUUAGAUUUCCGAAACUCCUCGGCUUUGCAGCAAGAUCCCCCAGAAAAGGUGGGAAAAAAAAGAGGUAGACCAUCCAAUUCUGAUGUAGCAGGAACUGAAGCAUUCGAGUUUGAGGAAAUGGGCGACACAUACUGGACUGACAGAGUGAUCCAUAAUGGUGGUGAAGAGCAAACACCACCAACCGAGAAAGGAAAUUAUCAAGUUGUGCCAGUUGAGUUGAAACCUGCUCAGGUUCAAAGAACUCGUCGACCAUACAAAAGACGACAGACUCAGAUCCAUAUUCCUCUUUCAGUCUCAGACAAACCGGCAAACUUUGAUGAGAAUGCACCAGCUGAACUUGUAAUGAAGUUUUCUGAAGCGGAUACUAUACCUCCUGAGAAGAGCCUGAGUAAAAUGUUUAGGCAUUUUGGACCAAUAAGGGAGUCGCAAACUGAAGUUGACAAGGAAAAUAACCGGGCUAGAGUAGUUUAUAGGAAGGGUGCUGAUGCAAAGGUUGCUUACAACAGCGCAGGAAGGUUUAGUAUUUUUGGGACGAAAGCGGUGAAUUACGAGCUCAGCUAUACGAUAACUGAGACAUUCAAACUUAAGCCUUAUGUUGUGUCUUUAGGCGAGGAGGAUGCAGCACCAUGUCUUCCAGCCUAGAUGUAGUCCCUUCAGGCAUGGUUCAGGUGAAAAGAAUUGGCAGGCAUCAAGAGAAGUAAACGAUGAUGUGGCUCAAUGGAUUGGAUGCUCUUGCUUGUGUUGUUGUUAUCCUUUAGGUAGAGUAGGCUGUGUAAUAUGAGAAAACUUGUAAGUUCCAGAAUUCUUCGAGUAAUGUGGAUUGUGGAGGUUAGAGAGAUCGUUCCCUUUUUGUCUUCUGAUGAGAACACAUUUAAUUUGCUGUUACUAAACCAAGUGAUGUUAGUGCACUGAUGGUAAUGGUUAUUAGGUGGAAGUGAUCUGGAGUAGUCAAUUUGUUCAAUAUUUGGGUUACUUA